Molecule: messenger RNA, 1602 nt
Organism: Jatropha curcas
Lineage: Eukaryota; Viridiplantae; Streptophyta; Magnoliopsida; Malpighiales; Euphorbiaceae
Source: RefSeq, a predicted model, not a curated record
AUGGGCACCUAUAAUGCCCAUAUUAAGCUGCAAAGUGGUAUCUUGGGUCAUAAGAUAUACAACCAGCUUGUCGUUUGGGCUAGUUCAGAUUUUGAGGUCGUAAAAGCCCGAGAUAUGGCAAGGACUCAAAAGAACAAGGCUACAGCCCAUCAUCUGGGCUUGCUUAAGGCUAAACUUGCAAAACUACGUAGAGAACUCCUUGAGCCUUCAUCAAAAGGAGGUGGUCCAGCUGGUCAAGGUUUUGAUGUUACUAAAAGUGGAGAUGCCAGAGUUGGCCUAGUGGGGUUUCCUUCAGUUGGGAAAUCUACAUUGCUAAACAAAUUAACAGGAACAUUUUCAGAGGUUGCUUCCUAUGAGUUUACCACCUUGACUUGCAUCCCAGGCGUUAUCAUGUAUAGAGGUGCUAAAAUUCAGUUGUUAGAUCUUCCUGGUAUCAUUGAGGGUGCUAAGGAUGGGAAGGGGCGAGGAAGGCAGGUUAUCAGUACUGCUAGGACAUGCAAUUGUAUCUUAAUUGUUCUUGAUGCAAUAAAGCCAAUAACUCAUAAGCGUUUGAUAGAGAAAGAGCUUGAGGGAUUUGGCAUAAGAUUAAACAAGGAACCACCUAAUCUGACAUUUAGGAAGAAGGACAAAGGUGGAAUUAAUUUCACCUCAACAGUUGCCAACACACACCUUGAUCUUGACACUGUGAAGGCAAUAUGUAGUGAAUACAGAAUUCACAAUGCUGAUAUUACAUUGAGGUAUGAUGCAACUGCUGAUGACCUUAUAGAUGUCAUUGAGGGCAGUAGGAUAUAUAUACCCUGCAUCUACGUAAUAAACAAGAUCGAUCAGAUUACCCUUGAAGAGCUGGAGAUUUUGGACAAACUUCCUCACUACUGUCCAAUCAGUGCCCACCUGGAAUGGAACCUUGAUGGUUUGUUGGAGAAGAUAUGGGAAUAUCUAGAUUUGACUCGCAUAUACACAAAGCCAAAAGGAAUGAAUCCAGACUAUGAAGAUCCUGUGAUUCUAUCAUCUAAAAGGCGGACAGUUGAGGAUUUCUGCAACCAAAUUCAUAAAGAUAUGUUGAAACAGUUUAAGUAUGCCCUAGUAUGGGGAUCAAGCGUGAAACACAAGCCCCAGAGGGUUGGCAAGGAACAUGAACUUGAGGAUGAAGAUGUUGUGCAAAUUAUUAAAAAGGUGUGAUAAAUUUGACUCAGAUUUACAGUCCUCCACUGAAUUCUACGGUUGCUAGUAGCUGAUAUGUGAGUGAGAGUACAUCCAAUUUUCUGCACUACUAAAGCAAUCAGUUGGAAGAGAAGCUCACUUUCGAGCUUAAUAGCAAUAUGGCUUGAUUUGUAAUUUAAGUUAUUUUGUGAUCAAGCACUUUUAUGUUAUUACGUACUGACAUAAUUUAGAUUGAACAAAGAAUUAAUUUCAUAAUCUUAGGAGAAAUUGAGAGCAAUAGAUCGAACUCCAAGCACGCUAUAUUUAAAAGAGCGAGCUGGAAUAUCUAUGGAGCUUAUGAUAAUUUGUCUUUGUUAAUCUCUCUCUUGUGAAGAAAAAGAUGUUCUUCAGUCAGUUCAGGUGAGUAUAUCAAUAAAUUUGAUAUAUUGAUAGGUGAAUUAA